AGGUCCUUUAGCCAACCCUUGUCUUCAGCAACCAAAGACGCCAAGAGCCUACAAAGAAAUUGUCCACAAUAGAUUAACUCAUCUAUAUAAGGAUAUCAUAGCCCGAGGUUCUGAAUAGAUGACUAUAUUUCUGCUGGCCCAGAUUCAGUAAUAUCACGGCAGUGCCUGAUUAAACCCCCUAGGAUCAAGCGACGAAGUGAUCUCCACUAACUGAGUUAUCCAGAUGACGGCAACCCAAUCCAGUGAAGUGGAAUUGACAGGGGAUGAAGUACACAAUAUACAGUUCAAGCUAUCUGAUACGGAUUCACAGAAUUUAACGUCUCAGAGCGGAGAAAUGGGGCAAGUAGAACCUGAAGACGUGGAGGUAGAGGGAGUGGUUAUACCGGCCGACCUAAGAAUUGACGUCAAAUCGACACAAACUCGACAAAAUUCUGACGAGUAUGAGCCUCCUGAUUUUCUUAGUGAGACAAAGCCUAGAGAGGUCGACACCAUGGACGUCAAAGCAGCAGAACUAAAAUUGGUCAAAGCUGAAGCCCAAGUCAGAAAGACGGAAUCAAAACAUUCAAAGGCGAAGGAGAUUAUGAAAAAUAAGACGCUACCGUUUGACCCAGCCAAGAUCAAGGCAGCGAUGGCAGCCAAAUCGAAAGCAACAAAACCGGCGAAGGCAAAGCCAACGGGAAGCAAGCCAACAGGCGUAAGAAAGUCAGCUAACAUAAAGCCAGCAAUGAUGAUGACAGCAGGAAGCAAAUCAACAGUCGUGAAGAAACAAAAAGACAUGAAGUUAGCGGCGACGAUUCCAACAGCAAACAAGUCAAUAGUGCCAAAGAAGCCAACUGACAUGAAGCCCGCAAAGGUAAUAUCAACAACAAGCAGACCAACGGUCUUGAAGAAGUCAACCGACAUAAAGCCAUCGAAGCGCAUUAAAGAGGCCUCUCUAGAAGACAUGCUCGCAGGUACUCGGCAAUGGAUCGUAAAGCCGAAUCAAUGGAUGAUUCGGAAUCCGGACACAGGUUGCUGGGGGAUUUCCGCGCGGAACCGCGAGGGGGAGCGGACCGAGCUAACAGUCGCUCACACAGUGCAUUGCGAAUGUCUGGACGUGCGGCUGAUGCAUAUAUGCAAGCAUGCCGAAAGACUGGUGAAGAAACGCCGGCUCGCGCGACGGUCUCGCGACGCCUUUGUCAUCGCUACCAAGAUUCGGCUGGAGCUGCCUCAGCCCAUCCCUAAAGAGAUCCGAUUCCCGAGGGUGAGAACGCAGAAGAUCGAACGUUGGGAAGAGGAGAUAGAUGAGGAGAAGGAGAGAGGAAUGGUCGUCGAGAUACAUAACCAGCAACUGCUUGUUGAGAAAUGGAAGAGUUUGAAGGCAUACAAGCAGAGACGUAUUUGGAAGGAUUGGUGAGCGCUCGUUAUUUCAUACCGACUGGUCGGUGUACUUCCUUUGCAUCUCUUUCGUAGUGUUUUCUGACUAUAGGGAAAUUGCGCAUUAUAGAUAUAAAUAACUAUUCUU
Molecule: messenger RNA, 1504 nt
Organism: Xylaria bambusicola
Lineage: Eukaryota; Fungi; Ascomycota; Sordariomycetes; Xylariales; Xylariaceae
Exons: 1
Coding region: 224-1396 (390 amino acids)
Source: RefSeq, a predicted model, not a curated record